Penicillium longicatenatum is the source of this 1365-nucleotide messenger RNA. RefSeq lists its product as uncharacterized. The record is from RefSeq and is a predicted model, not a curated record. The coding region runs from base 1 to 1365 and encodes 454 amino acids. The transcript is spliced from 3 exons. NCBI's taxonomy places the organism in Eukaryota, Fungi, Ascomycota, Eurotiomycetes, Eurotiales, Aspergillaceae.
AUGAGAAUCGCCGGAGACCUCGCCCGAGGGGCCAGCAUCUUUGCUCUACUUGCCGUGGCAGACGCAGCACUCCAACCCAGCGGGAGCAAAUCGCUGGAAGCCGCCUCAGACUGCCCAUCCUGGAACGGAACCUUGAAAGCCACCUCCUUCGGUCUGACUUGCCCCAGCACGGCAGCUGGUGAUGACAUCGGUGAAGAUUGUCUGACUGUGAACAUCUGGAGCCCGGCCACCUCAGCUGAUGCCAAACUGCCCGUCAUGUUCUGGUCGUAUGCCGCUGGUUCGGGAUCCUCUGCGUCGGUCUAUGUUGGUGGUGGUAUGGCUGGGAAAGAUAUUGUCUUCGUUAGCUACAACUACCGUGUUGGAGCCCUUGACUGGCUCACUUUGUCCGAACUGGAGGAAGAAACUGGCGUGACGGGCAACUAUAUCCUAUUGGAUUCAAUCGCAGCUUUGAAGUGGGUCCAUGAAAACAUUGCCGCUUUUGGUGGUGACCCUGAUGCAAUCACUGCAGCUGGCCAGUCAUUUGGUGCCGGAAUGAGCUACCAUCUUCUUAACAGCCACCUGUCCAAGGGCCUCAUCAAGGGAGCUAUCGCAGAGAGUGGUAUUAAGGACCCAUAUGAUCCGAACCUGUACGGAUAUGGCAGCGACUACCACAACAUGAGCACUUUGCUCGAGUUCAGCAACACAUUUGUUGACUCAUUGAACAUCUCGAGCCUGGCCGAGCUAAGAGCAUACAUUGUGAGCCUAGAGGAGGGUGCGCCAAAUAACGUCCCAGUCCUAGUUGGUAACGCCGCAGCUGAGAAUGGAAUCGAUCUCUCCACCACAUAUAAUGUAUCAGCGUACGAGGAGGCAAUCAAGUCUCUGUAUGGAAAAUACGCUAACGAGCUCCUGGAUCUCUACUUGGCCAACACCACAGCCGAGGCCACGAAUGCAUACAAUGAGAUUUUGCGUGCCGGAUUCUGUACCUCCACCUGGUCCUACGCUGACCGAUGGAGCAAAACCUCCGACAAGGAUAUUUAUUACUACUUGUGGACCUACUCGCCCUCGAGCGGCAGCGGCCCCACUCAUGGCUCAGAGGUUGUGUUUGCAUUGGAUAACUUGUAUGCUCAGUCGUCAACCUACAAUCAGACUGACUAUGAGGUUGCAGCGAAGAUGUCGGCCUACUGGGCGAACUAUGUCAAGACUCAGAAUCCUAACAAGGGAGGCUCGGCCACUGAAACAUUGCCCUACUGGGCCCCUGAUAUUCCCUCGGAAAAUAAUCAGUUCGAGUUGGGCAACCUCUGGAAGAAGAUUCCCAUUACUCCUUUCGCCACGGAGAAGAACAUCUUCCUGGACUUCUGGCAGUGGGCGAUUCCUGACCCGUUCUAA